AGCUGCAGGUUGUUUUUUCCAGCUGCAGAUAAAUAACACAUUCAACUGCAUCUGUGUUUCUAAAACUCAAGGUGCUAAGAGCAAGCUAUAAAGAUGAAAAGACCUGCCUCUUCUUCAAUUAGUGACUUUUUCAUAGGUUUGCAUAAACAUGCUUUGCCAUCUGAUCAAACCUCAGCAAUGAGGUCAAAGGUCAACCAUGACUUUAUCUGAUGUAUUUGUUGGGAAGUGUUUUUUUUAUGCUUGUAUGCAUCAGAUUUUACAUCUUUAAUUGACAAACGAAAAGUAAAUUAUAUCCAAAACAAUGUUGGAUGCUAUAUUCAAACCGGGUAGAUAUAACAGUGCAAAAAUACUAAAAAUAGCUAUUGUUCAUAUCUCCAUGAAAAAAGUCAGAGAUAAAACACUAAAGUAUUGGAAUAAUAUAAAAGCUGUGAGGUCAAAAAUAUCCUAAAAAUGCUAAAAUGGUUGUAAAAAUUAAACAUUACAGCUUAACACCACUCAACUCUUGGAGUUAAGUUCAAACCAUUCCAAGAAGCUAAAAAGCCAUAAAAAAAUUAAACUAAAAUGAUUCAUAGUCAACCGAUACACGAGUGAAAUAUGACAAUUCAGGAUAAAAUGAAAUAUGAUUCGGAGUUGAGAAAAGGAAAUUAAGGUUUUGUCUCUUUUACCCCAACAAAACUGGAAAAAACAAACAGGAAAUCUUUAACUUGCUUUCAAAAUAAAAUAACAUCUAAAAGGUUAGGUCACAGAUUAGAGUCAAUGUUGCCGAUGAAUGCAACCACUGUAUGUUUCACUCAGAAUAAAAAUAAAUAAAAAGAAAAAACACCACUUUUUAAAGUUGUUAUAACUAUUCCUUCUUAAAAAUUAUAAUUUGAAGCAGACGCAUUUUAAGCAGAUUUUAUUUUUAAAAGAUUUAACCGGAAGCUCCAUUUUACUUUGUCAAAUAAGCAAGCGAUGCAUCUAAAAUGGGCGGUCUUUAGGCAGUUUUUGACUCGCUGGCUAACUUCAUGUGCCUUUAAAAUAACGAUUAUUACCAAAAAAAAAAAAAAAAAAAAACAACUGAAACUUUGACAUGUUCACUGAAGACUCCUUACUGAUUUUUUCUUAACAGUUUUACUCCUGCUUACAGCGUGAAAAUGAUCCUGAAGGGGCAGAAGCGGAAGCUCCCGCAGGAGGACCUGGAGCUGGCGGACAGCGGCGGGCCGGUGUGGGAGAGCCAGCGGCAGUUCGUCUUCUCCGUGUCGCUGAACAAGUACCAGCGCAGCCAGGAGCUGCCCGAGCCCAGCCUGCGCCGCUCCGUUCUGAUUGCCAACACUUUGCGGCAGAUGAGCCUGGAGGGGUGUCGGGAGCCCCCCGCGGACAUGGAGGUGCCCGAGCCGCCUCCUCCCGCCGGGCUCCUCCACAGGGAGCAGGAGUGCUGUCCACAUACAGCCUCUGCAGUGGACAAAGCUGAAAGCUGCUCCGCGGCUGAUCACGCCAGCUGCAGUUCCAGGGAAUCGAACUUCCCAAUGAGUGUUGAAGAGGACGAAGACUGGGAGUCCGCGGACUCUGACGUCUCGCUCUCCGCCGCCAUUUCCUCCAUCCUGACUGUGCUGGACUCGACCAUCGACGGGAGCUCUCCCACAGCUCCACGGUCGCCUCUCCGGUCUCUGGAGAACCUGUCGGGCUCUUCUGAGGGUGGGGUGGCGUGGGUGAAGCCGGGAGUCAGAGGUCACAGCGUCAGCUACCAGCAGCAGGCGGAGCCAAAGGCGCGGGACGGUGGGCCGGGUGACGUCACCGUGGAGGAUCUGUUUCAGGACAUAGACACCUGCCUGCUGGAGCGGGACAUGGGGGUGCUCGGCCUCGGCGGGGGCCACCCCACCGGGGAAGACCUCCUUCGGUACCUGCCGCCCUUCUCCAACCUGAAAUGUCUCCCAUCGUUCUCCUCCUUCAGCCCGCUCCCCGCCGGUUUCCCUCCUCCUGCAGUACCGUCCUCCAUGUCUGCCCCGGGUCAGAGCAGAGAAGCCUUUGAGCUGGAUAAUCUGAUGGAGAUCCUGGUGGAGUCCUGAAGGAUCCCUGAACUUCCUCCCACCGAGUGACCUUCCAGGAAGUCCGUGGACACACACCCGCUGGUUACCACUUUAGUUUCUACCGGAGGAGGUUGGAGGAGGAGCAGGAGAGCUCGUGAUGGAAGUUCAAACGGUGGGCUGUAAGCAGAGAGACCCUCUAUCUUCCACUGCUAAGCAGUGAUUCAGUAGAUCAUGAGCCAAUCCACAGCAUUUACUAGUUCAAAGCAUGACUCAGCAGAGACUUAAACUACCUACUUCACAGAAGAUUCAUUCAGCGAAGGCGGAGCAGCUUCGUGAAGGAGGUGAACGCUCGUUUUGCCGUGAAUGAAGUUCGGUGCUACGCCAGGAACUCGAUCGCAGACGUGUGAUCUUGCUGGAUCUGGAGGUCAAAGUGUCAAACACUAACAGGUCAGAUCUUCUGUGAAGAAAUCCCUGAAGAUUUAAGGCAGCGGCUUAAAAGGAAGCCUUUAUCUUGAGCCUUUGCAUAUUUAUAAAACGUGGUUGGACCCGUCAUACAGCGGCGAUGCAGAGUUUUCCGAUGGUCUUCUUCCUGCGCUGAUCUUCUCUGGAGCCCAGACUGUUUCCUGAGGAAGACGAGGGUUCUGCUCAGGCAGCCAACGCAGCUCCUCAUCCCUGCCUUCAUCUUCACUUCCUGUUUUUCUCUCUACUCUGAAUUCCUGCACUUUUGUCAAACGUAUUCAUUCUCUGUUUGUUGCAGAAACUUCCGUUCGUUCACACAUUUCAUAUUUAACUCUGCAGUAUUUUUGAAAUGCAUUAUUUUCUAUGAUAAAGUGUAGGAUUCUGUCGGGUUCUGCAUUUCGGUGGUUUCUAUGCAGGUUUGUUUCUCAUGUCUGAGUAUUUAUGUGACUUUUGUUACAGUGAAUAAUUUAAAGUGCCGUUAUGAACAAAAGACUGUUCCUGCACCGCCAUAGCAGUUACUUCCUGUUUGUACUUCAGACUCUUGUUUUUAAUUGAGUUUUAUUGAAAUUGAAGAGCCUUCGUCUUUAGAUUAUGAAAUGUUCGCCUUUCUGGUGUUUUUAACAAAAUAAAUGUAAAAAAAACCUG
Molecule: messenger RNA, 3110 nt
Organism: Oryzias latipes (Japanese medaka)
Lineage: Eukaryota; Metazoa; Chordata; Actinopteri; Beloniformes; Adrianichthyidae
Gene: sertad3
Product: SERTA domain containing 3
Cellular component (GO): nucleus
Molecular function (GO): transcription regulator activity
Source: RefSeq, a predicted model, not a curated record